Molecule: messenger RNA, 207 nt
Organism: Anisakis simplex (herring worm)
Lineage: Eukaryota; Metazoa; Nematoda; Chromadorea; Rhabditida; Anisakidae
Source: the annotation of a GenBank genome assembly
UUAGAAACAGAACUGAAAAAUGCGAACGAUCAUUUGGAUGUGGAACGCGAGUCGAAUAAAACACUUCAGAAUGCACUCGAUGAGCUAGAAGAGAUGCUUGGACAGAAGAAUGCGGAAUUGAUUGAGUCAAAUGAGAACGCUAUCAAAGCGAAUUCGAACGCGCAAUUGCACAAAGAGACGGUGUUUGAUUUGGAAACCAAAUUGUAG